Mesocestoides corti is the source of this 2058-nucleotide messenger RNA. The record is from the annotation of a GenBank genome assembly. Lineage: Eukaryota; Metazoa; Platyhelminthes; Cestoda; Cyclophyllidea; Mesocestoididae.
AUGUUAAGUGGUCUGGAAAUCUUUGAGGAUAUUCCUGACAAAAAUAUCUCCCAUUGUUCAAGAAAGCUCAGUGUUAAUUCUGCGUUUGGAUGUUCAUCCAAAUACCCCAGUAGUACUGCGGAAGUUUUAAUUUCGGAAAACACUGAAAACCUCUAUAAAUCGCUCAAGGAAAGUGCCUCUUUGCGUAUAGUGGUCAUACCUCUAUCAAUUUUUGUCAACAAAGAUGCUGUUUCAUUCUUGAAAAGUUCGGAGAAGAUUGCUGGACUAUUUGUUUUCUCUCCGAAUUUUCCAACUUCUAACAAUUUCGAUCCUCUACCAUUCUCCGAAAAUACUGCAUGCCCAAACGGAAAUUUUACUUUUUAUAAUAACACACAACGCCAGUGCAACGUUAUUCCAAGCUGGAAUCCACCUGCGACGGAAUACGGCUUUACUUCCUGGCCAUUUCCUGUAGUGCUAGCUGACGGGAAUUGUUUUAACACUUAUAACGUGAAACCUAUCGACGAUACUCGUUGCUUCAUGGAAAUCCGCAACUACAUGUCUGCGGUGAAUUCUACACAAACCUGCUACAACCGUGAAGUAUUGCUUAGUUAUCGCCUGGAUGUAAUGUUGCAAUUUAUCCUAAAUCCACCACCCACCUUCUGUAAUCAAAUUGGUGGAAUGAAUACUGUGUUGCGCGCCAGGGCCGUGACAAAAAGCCCGCAGGCUGAAGAAAAUGACCCGACUGUUCUUGUGUUGUCACGCGUUGACGCACUGAGCAUGUUUGACCGAAGAGCCACUUCAGGGCUUAGUGUAUUGCCUGCUGUCAGUGUGUUAAUAUCUGCUGCUGUUCAUCUACUUAAUCAACCGGACGUCAAGGCUGGUAGACUUCGAAAAAAUCUGUUGUUUGCCCUACUAGACAAUGAGGCUCUCAGCUUCAUGGGCUCGCAACGCUUUCUCUUCGAUUUAUCCCAAGGACAUAUUGCUCAGGCUUCUGGUUCACCCAUAAAGUCGAUCGAAUCUGUUAUUGAAUUGACAGGUGUUGGGCUGCCGAAAUACGAGGAUAAAAGCAUUUACUAUCUUUUGUCUGAUAUUGAAAUUGCAAAGCAGGUGAGUUCAAUCUUUCUCCUCUUGCAGUGUAAACAAUUUUACCAUUUUCAGACCGAGAAUGUUACGUCUGCAAUCUGGAAGUCACUGAAUGACUCGGCUGCGAGCCAAGGUGGCCAGGUUGUCUUGUUAAAUGGCAGUGUUCCCGGACCUGAGCCGAUGCUUCUUCCACCAAGCGUAUCCACUCAAGCCUUGCUCACAUAUUACGAUAUGCAAGGAGUUCCGCUCAGUCACACCGUCAUUUCGGACCGACCGGGAAGGUCUCCUUACGCCGACGAAUGGAUCGACUCGUUUCUCGAUAAGAAGUGGCCACCCACUCCCGAGGCUGGUGAGCAUCUCCUACAGUUGGCUAAUGUGCUCGCAGAUGCCUUGCAUAGGCUGAUUACAAAAGACUCCAAACCAAUUCCUCAGCCAAUCAGCGGCCUCAAGCCAGCCGAACUGAUGCAUUGCUUCCUCCACAACCCUGGCUGCGAACUUCUGCGAUUGACCUACGAACCAGUGGACGGGCAUGGCUGGCGCGUUUCCCACAUCGCUGCUCGUCUGCUCAUGGGGCUGACGGGCGAGCGGCUCAAGGAAUGCCCCCCCAGCAAGGACUACGGCAGCUACACCUACCUGUAUGGCUGUGAGUCACUCAUUCUUUGCCGUUCUCUACGCAACAGCCUCGAUUAUAACGGGACGAACUGGUGCUACAAGAGUUUGAUGGAGACCUCCACGUCCUUCUUCUUUCUUGAGGGCGGGGCGGUUGCGUCGCCCGGCUGGGUGCGGAGCGCGCUCUACGAGAACAAACGCUACGUCAGGCUUUUCCGUAGCUCCUCGCCCCACGAAGACGGAGUCUCUCUGGCUCUAGGAAUUCUUCUGACCGCACUGAUAGGAUCUGUUGCCUACGUUUUGCGGCGAUUUUCCGCACACAUUUUUGUUAAACCCUAUGACGUUAUCCCAGAUAACCAAGUCGUUCUUCCUGUGAAUGUGAUGUAA